Messenger RNA from Setaria italica (foxtail millet), 1490 nucleotides. RefSeq names its product replication protein A 32 kDa subunit B-like. NCBI's taxonomy places the organism in Eukaryota, Viridiplantae, Streptophyta, Magnoliopsida, Poales, Poaceae. Gene Ontology annotation, biological process: nucleotide-excision repair; DNA replication; double-strand break repair via homologous recombination. The record is from RefSeq and is a predicted model, not a curated record. Gene Ontology annotation, cellular component: DNA replication factor A complex; site of double-strand break; nucleus. Gene Ontology annotation, molecular function: DNA binding.
AGCAUCCCGAGCUGAGGCGCCGAGCCAUCCGGUACCGGCGCGUGCACGCCACCGCCUGCGCGGUGUUGCUCAGGCUCUUGAAGCAACGCGCACUGUGCCAGCUGCUCUGGCACGCGCCCCAGAUCAUCAACCAAUUCAGGCGCGCAGCAGAGGCACAGCGCCCGCAGUCCUCUCCGCUUGCCCCCGCUUCCCCUUCUCUUCCUUCUCGAAGCUCCUUUGAACCGAAACAAACCAAAGGCCCAGACCCAACCAAACCGUUCCUCCCGCCCUCUCACCGUCCCCUUCCCCCUCCCGCCCUUCCUUCCUCGGCAAGCCCUAGGGUUUAGGGCUUUAGGCGCCGCGAUGUACGGAGGCGGCGGCGGGCACUACGAUGGCGGCGGUGGCGCCGCGAACGCCAACUCCCUCUUCGGCGGCGGGGGCUUCAUGCCGUCGCAGUCCACCGCGGCCCCGGAGAGCAGCGGCGGCGGCAGCCUCUCCAAGGGCCGGAACGCGCAGACGCUGCUGCCGCUCACCGUGAAGCAGAUCAUGGACGCGGCGCCCAGCGAUGACAAGUCCAAUUUCGCCAUCAACAGCGUCGAGGUGUCCACGAUUAGGCUUGUUGGACGCAUGCUUGGUAAGGUUGAGCGGGUCACAGAUGUUGCGUUCAUUCUUGAUGAUGGUACCGGCAAGAUAGAUGUGAAUCGCUGGGAAAAUGAGUCUUCUGACACUAAGGAAAUGGCUGAUGUCAACGAUGGAAACUAUGUCAUUGUCAAUGGUGGCUUGAAAGGUUUUCAAGGAAAGCGUCAUGUGGUUGCUUACUCUGUUCGGCGUGUGACGAACUUCAACGAUAUAACACAUCACUUUCUGCACUGCAUUUAUGUGCAUUUGGAGCUCACCAAGUCAAAUUCGCGGUUGCCGUCCCAAAUAAAUGCUAGUACUGGAAUCCCUGGACAUGCUAACCAAGUUCGACUCCCCAAUAAUCAGGCUACAACAUUCUCGGCAUCAGGAAAUACUGCUGGAAAUGAUGUAUCUAGCUUGGUCAUGAGUGUUUUUCAUGACCCAGCGAUCAUAGACCGGGAGGAUGGGAUAACUGUGGCAUAUAUCAUUGAUCGUCUUAAACUACCAGAGGAAGUAAUCAAGGAGGUCAUGCAAAAACAUAUUGACGAUGGCAACAUUUACAACACGAUCGAUGAUCUCCAUUACAGGUCCGCCAUGAAUGGCUGAUCAUGUUCCAAGCCUGUGUCAGGCUCCUCCGUGUAGGCGUGGAGCUGUUUCAAGCAAGAAAUGUGAGCACUCUGCAGGAUUGCCUCGCAUAUCUUGCAUAUUCGUAAGGGAACCAACAGCUUAACGGCUAGGUUAAGCUGUGUAGCUGAGUACAGUUCCCUUAUUGCAAUUAUCUAUGUAAUGGAGUAAUGGACACGUGAUGUGAGUAGGCUAGGUCUCCCUUCAGGACAUCUGUUGUGUUUGCCAUUCUAGUAAUCCUGUGUAAUCACCCAUGUUUUGUUUAUCUA